AUGAGCUCGACCACCUCCUCCGCGGCUCUGCAGUUCUCGCGCAGCAGCGCGCGCCACAUGGUGCGUCAGCUGCACCACCAUGUGGAGGAGCAGCGGCGGGCAGUUAUGGAAUGCCGCAACCGCGCCGAGGCCAUGUCUGACCGUGACACCGCGCACAGCGGUCGUAUCGGCAAGGCGGAGCAGUUGUCGCCGCCGUGCUUUGUCGAGGUGGCGUCCGAGAAGGACGUGAAGCAGAGUUUCAUUCCAGAUGGGCUGCUGAGUGGCAUUGCCGUCGCCGUCUCAGACGCGCUGGAUGUGCAGGAGUUCUACACCAACUCUCGGCUUUACUCACAGAUGUUCCACGACGCCGCAUGCAAGGAGUUCCCGCUGAUCUCGUGGCUACGUCUCCAUGGUGCACAGUUCGUCGGCAAGCUGAGGUGCUGCACCCCCUUUGCGCUAAGCGAGGGCAUCGUCUUCGGCCCUGGGAAGCCGGCCUCUAUCGCCGUUGCUGAGCACGCGUGCGACUAUGCCAUCAGCUGCUCACUGAACGGGCCCCCGUCCGUGUUGUGUGCGGCGCAUCACGAUAUGGUUGGCUUCAAGCCGACCUCACAGACAUUCGGCACCUUCACGGAGCGGUUUGAACUGGCGGUGCCGUCGAUGACCGUUGGGCUGUCGGCGCGCCGCCUAGAUGACUUGAUGUACCUGUGGCAGGUCUACACCGCCUCGAUCGACCCCGAGGCGCACUUUGAGGCAACGACGGCGAAGGGGGCGCAGCCCAAAGCCUCCUCUACUGCGGGGAGCACGAGCGCCUCUUCGCCACCCUCUGCGCCGACGCACAGCGGCGCAUCGGCGUCCGCGACCACUGCCGGCGAGCUCACGGGUGAAUACGGCACGGCAAGCGUCGCCGGGGAUGCGCCGCCGUUGUCCGCCUUGAGCACUACCGCGGUGCCUCGUGGCGGUGACCCCAGUCAUCAGCAGGCUUCCGACCUACCGGCGCGUCUAGUGCAGCUCAUCAGCAGCUGGUGGAGUGGCAAGGCGGCGCCGAAGGUGAAACACCCUGAUGAUGUGCCCAAGUACUCCCACCCAGAUAUACUCGACCACAGCCCGUAUAACUACACGGUGCGCAGCCGCCGCGGCCACAUCGCCGAUAUCGACGUUGGCUGGUGCGACUACAACGCCGAGGCAGCGAUGGCAGACGACUUCAACCAGCCAUCGCAACCAGGCUUUCUUCGGCGGCUCUUCACCGGGGCGCAUACAUACGAGGCGCCGAAGGUCGAGCUCGCUGUCGGCUACCCGGCGGAGUGGAUUGACCAGCACUGCACGAGCAAGUAUACGUCGUCGGCCGAGUUCCACCAGCGUAUCACGGACGCUGUGUCCAUGCACAGCGCGCUGCACUACAGCCAAAAACUGGAGAUUGUGCCGCUGGCGUUCGACUUCUCCGUGGAGGAGGUGAUGGAGGCGAUGACGGUCAUCUCACGCUACGAGCUUGCUAAGGCGUUCGAGCGACUCAUCGCGCCGGCGACGGCGUCCGCUCAGGCUGACGAGGACGCGAAGAGCGGCAACAACGAUAAUGGCAAGGACAACGCGACCGUCUCUUCCCCAGGGAAGGUGCUGCAUCUCCCUGUGGUGCCUAGCGUGGAGCCGAUCACGUUUAGCGGCGGCGACGCUCCGGCGACGAACCGGCCUAACCUGCUUGUGGGACUCUCCGGUGCUCCGGAGGAUUUGCCAGCGUCGCUGGCCGACUCCAUUCAGGCUGGCCAGAGGUUGUCCAUCCGCGACUAUCAUCGCGCCCUGCGCGUUCGCGAUGACGUGGUGCGCUCUACCGAGGAGCAGUUCAUGGACGUGGACUGCUUUGUUACGCCGCUGCUGUGUGACCCGUACACGAGCGGCGAUGUGCGUAGCGUGCGCCUCACGUUGCCCUUCCAGCUUGCCGGCAACCCCAUUCUCUCUGUGCAGGUGGACCCGCAGACACCGGUGGCGAUGGUCGGCGAACUCGGCCGCGAUGCCGCGCUCAUGGAGGACACCUUUUGCUUUCUGCAGUUUGUACGCGGUGCGUCUCCGUCGUUGUGGUGUGAGAAGGGGGUUGGGGAGAGCCCGGCGGCAGCGCUGGGUGCUGGCAGGGGCGGCCACGCUGGUGCAGCCGAGAUCGCCACCCACUCGCGGCCAGCCGGGUAA
Leishmania mexicana MHOM/GT/2001/U1103 is the source of this 2154-nucleotide messenger RNA. RefSeq lists its product as hypothetical. The record is from RefSeq and is a predicted model, not a curated record. Bases 1 to 2154 code for a protein of 717 amino acids. NCBI's taxonomy places the organism in Eukaryota, Euglenozoa, Kinetoplastea, Trypanosomatida, Trypanosomatidae. The transcript has a single exon. Gene Ontology annotation, molecular function: catalytic activity.